Messenger RNA from Plasmodium fragile, 2337 nucleotides. RefSeq lists its product as uncharacterized. The transcript has a single exon. Lineage: Eukaryota; Apicomplexa; Aconoidasida; Haemosporida; Plasmodiidae. Bases 1 to 2337 code for a protein of 778 amino acids. The record is from RefSeq and is a predicted model, not a curated record.
AUGAAAGAUGGAGUAGCGCCUGCGCGCGAAGCAGCGCCAGUAUACCCAAACGAACACUCAGCAGCCUCCUCGCCCGAAGACGCAGCCACAUGCCCAAACGGACAACUCAAUCGCAGCACAGGCCUCAAAAGUGCACACAAAAAAAAAAGCGAUCAUGUAUUCAAAAAUUUUAUCUACCAAAAUAUUUUCGACAGGGAUCGUUUUACAAAUAUAUUUAAAAAAAAAAUUGCCCAUAGCACUCAGGGGAAACGUAACGACGAGGAUGAUGGCAGCGGCAGAAAUGAAGAAGACGCCUCUGUGGAUCACCAAUGUCCAAGUGAUGAGGAAGAGUACAUGCUCUUCUUAAGCUACAUAUACAAUGACGUAACGUCCUUUAUUGAGCUUAACAAAAAUGAGCACUUAAAAAAUUCCAACUACGCUGAUCUUGAAGAUCUGAUUUUUGAAAUUUGCGGGACCGUCUGCCGUGACGCCUUUCGCAAUAUAAAAUCAAUUUUUAAAUCUCCCGAGGGGGAGGUGCCAAGGCAGGAGAGUGUGUGCAAGCAUGAACGACAUGAAGUAGGGGAGGAUGGGGGUGAGAAGGGAAAAAGUCACCCCCCCAGUGAAAAAGACUCCUCCUUCUUCUUCAUACCCCCCAUGGAAUACCUAGUUCCACGUAUUCACAAGUUAACCUCAAAAAAGGAUGAUGCUAAAAACGCUUGCCAUUUCUCCUCUGACAUUAAUGAAUUUUUAAGAAACAACGACUUCGAUAAACACCCCAUUUAUGCUUCACUCCAAGGGGGGGAUAAACCGACACAGGAUCGGAAGGAUACUCAUAAGGCAGUCCUCGACCACACUCACAAACAUGUGCAUAGCCACCGAAGUACUUCCAUUAGUUUAGAGGCGGAACAGUCGCACGCACACACCGGGGGGGAGAAGCAACGCGCUUGCGAUUGUAGCGGCGAAAGUGACCGUGGCAGUGACGGUGACAGUGACGGCCGUAGAAAGAAUCUGCGCAGCGAGGAUGACACAGACCCCCCAGACGUUCCCCCAACGCACAGUCAGGAGGAGGGGCUCCCUUUGGAAGACGCAACGGAAGAGAUCACCCCCAAUGAGAAGAAAAAUGACGAAGAGGGGCUCCAACAUAUACAUACCCAUGCACCACCAGUAGAGCAUGCACAGGUGGGUACCAAUGUUGAGGUCAGAUCGAACAAUGGCAAACAUACAAUCUGUAUGGAGGUUCAAAACUCAAAUGAAGAUGAAGCCACUUUAGCUCAUCAGCAGAGUCCUGAUGAAUUCACUCCUUCCCCUCUGAAUGGUACGAGUCGUGUGCACUUGGACGGUGCGAUAUACUCCUCUUUUUCAGGGCCCAGUUAUGCUAAGAAUUCCCACGCGAAUGGUAGGCUAUCUAGUGGAGACGCACCAAGGAAUUUCCCCCACGACGAUUCUCAACAUAAUGAAUUGAAUAAUGAUGACGGUUCAGUGCAGGGGGAAAUGACAGGUGAUCCGUUUUGGGGGAAGGAAAAAUUUACGAAUGGUAGUUCGCAAGGGGCAGAGCAGGCACAGCAGGAACACAGGGGGGACAUACAUCAUUAUACCCAGUCUAACUGUUCUAAGAAGGAAAGCCACUCCAAACGAGAAGAAGAAAAAUUCGAGGACUGCCUCGACGACUAUGAUAAGCCCGCGCGAGGAGCUAACGACAACCAGGACACGGACACUAACGGUGAUGACUCGAAGGAGGACGCAGAGAGCGAAGAACAUGAUGCCCCUGAUGAGAUGGAAGGUGUUGCAAGUGAAGUGGGUUACGCUGAGGGGGUAAAUACGCCAAGCGAAGAACACCACCCUAAUAGCAAUACCACCACCCACGCCGGUGAGCAAACAGGAAAAAAUGUCACAGGAGAAGAGGGCAUGCAUCCGUGUGGAACAAACAAUAGUGACCAAUUGGAGGAUGAUAAAGAGGGCAUCACAACGGAAGGGAAAACAAUCAAUAUGGACCGACAGGCUGAACAACAGGCUGAAGAACGAAGUGCGCAACAGAGUGAAAAACAGGCUGAAGAACCCCCCCAAAGCAUAAUCCAAGUGGACCAAAAAGAAUACCGUGAAAAGCAACAAAAGAUGGUGAAAAAUAAAACGCCUGCAAAACCUGAAAUUAGGAGAGAAUUUAAAAAAAAUGAAAACCCCCAUGAUGACUACUACCACUUUAAGUACUUGAACAAUUGUGAAAAUUUUUCAAAUCCUUACCAGUACACUAAGGUAGAGAAGAAGGCCAACAUACAGGUGACGCCAUCUCCCUUCCCACAGUUCUUGAGGGAUAUUCAAAUUUACAAUAUCAGUCAGAAGAAAAUACGCCUGAAGAAGUAG